Molecule: messenger RNA, 4614 nt
Organism: Diachasma alloeum
Lineage: Eukaryota; Metazoa; Arthropoda; Insecta; Hymenoptera; Braconidae
Product: RNA helicase aquarius
Exons: 6
Coding region: 252-4568 (1438 amino acids)
Biological process (GO): mRNA splicing, via spliceosome
Cellular component (GO): catalytic step 2 spliceosome
Molecular function (GO): helicase activity; mRNA binding
Source: RefSeq, a predicted model, not a curated record
GUUAACCCCUCAGUCGUCCGCGUUUGUUUACGAAUAUUUUAGUUUAACGAGUGAAAUAAAAUACUUCGGAAGAGGGAAUUGUCGUCGGGAAAGAGUGAACAUUAGAGUUUUGAUAAUUCAGUGGAGAUUUUCGGAGAUUUCCGGGGGAUGUCAGGGGGAAACGCAAACGUUGGGAUGAGGAUUUUGUAGGUUAAGUGAACAGUGUUUUGUUGAGACGAUAAUUGGUGAUUGUUUGUGAUUAUUCCGGAAUUAUGGAGACCCACGGAGCUACGGGGAAGUCCAAUAACCCUGCGCCCACGGUGGAGCAGAUCAAUGCUGACAGAAUCACUCAGUUGGCAAAUAAAUACUGGGCGCCCCACACAACCGACUCCCACCUCCCCUUCGACCCAAAGAUCGUGGAAGAGAUCUACAUCCAAGAGAUAUGUGCCUCGAAGUUCUCGAUCCGUCGAAUAAUGAUGCUGGAGUUCAGUCAAUACCUCGAGAACUUCCUGUGGCCGAACUACGACGGAAAGACUGCCACUCGUGCCCACACGCUGUCCAUCGUGGUGAUGGUGAACGAGAAAUUCCGAGAGCGCGUGCAGGUGUGGGAGGCCUUCGAGAGGAACUCCACACACUUCUCUGGAUUCUUCCAGAAGGUCCUCGAGACGUGCCUUGAGGACAGCAUCCUCGACUUCGAUCUCAAGGAGCAAACAGCACUGAUCGUCUUCCUGAACCACUGCUUCAACUCGAUGGAGGUGAUUCUGGUUCGAGAGGAGGUGAAGAGGCUCGUCUCCCUGUCCAUGUGGGUCUCCCUCCAGCAGGGGCGCAGGGAAUUGGAGUUCAGGAAGCAUCCGAAGUGGAGGAAACAGUGGAGGAUCAUUCAGAAACGCGACAAGCCCGAGGCCAAGGAGAAACUCGAGUGGGAGAGGAAGUUCCUGCACAAGUUGAUGAUUAAAUUCAUGAGGAUUCUGGAGACUGUGCAGGAGGAGGGGCACCUCAAUCCUGACAAGGUCAGGUACUGCGAGAGGUUUCUGGAGCUGGUGAUCGACCUCGAGGCUCUGCUGCCUACCAGGAGGUUCUUCAAUACUGUCAUGGACGAUUGCCAUCUCGUCGUUCGAUGCCAAUUGUCCAAUCUGCUGAAGAGGCAGGAGGGGGGACUCUUCGGACAGCUACUGGAGAUGCUGAAAUUCUAUGCGAGAUUCGAGAUCAGUGAGGAGACUGGAGAUCCACUCACAGAUCACGACAUGACGCAGUUGCAUUAUACAAAAAUCACAUCUCUGCAGCGAGCGGUGUUCGCUAAAUUCCCGGACCUCCGUAGCUUCGCCCUGGCGAAUGUGGCAAGCGUGGACACCCGUGACGCCCUCCUAAAGCACUUUGGUUUCCUCACCCAAGAGAAGCUGAAAGCAAUCGCGAGUUACUUGAACCUGGUGCCCCCGGAGGACCGGCUGAACGACGAGAACUGGUAUCGCCUGGACAUGGACUUUCUCCAGGAGCUCUUGAUCUCCCGCCACGAGCGUCGCGCCUCCCAACUGGAGGAGCUCAACGAGAUGCCCCUGUACCCCACCGAGGACAUAAUCUGGAACGAGAGCAUCGUCCCCACCGAGUACUUCUCAGGCGAGGGCUGCCUGGCCCUUCCCAAGCUCAAUCUUCAGUUUCUCACACUUCACGACUAUCUACUCAGGAAUUUCAAUCUCUUUCGGCUGGAGUCGACCUACGAGAUACGCCAGGACAUCGAGGACUCGGUCUCACGGCUCAGCCCCUGGAAAUCGGAAGACGGUGGUGUCUACUUCGGUGGCUGGGCCAGAAUGGCUCAACCCAUAACGCAAUUCGCUGUUGUCGAAGUCGCCAAGCCGAAUAUUGGGGAGAAACGACCGUCGAGGGUGCGGGCUGAUGUCACGAUUAAUCUCAGUGUCAGGAGGGAGAUUAAGUCCGAGUGGGAGAACCUGCGGAAGCACGAUGUGUGCUUUCUACUUACCGUGAAACCACUCAAUCCGAUUGGCACCAAGUACAGUCACAAGGCACCUUUCGUACCUCAGGUGGGAUUGACUUACGUCAGAGGGUGUGAGGUCGAGGGAAUGCUCGAUUCCAACGGAAGGGUCAUCGAAGAUGGUCCAGAGCCGAGGCCCAUUCUCCCUGGUGAUGCCAGGACCUAUCGAGUCUGGCUGGACUCCAAUCAGUACAGAAUUGAUAUGGACAACGCCAGUCACGGAUCUGAGGACGUCUACGAGUCCUUCAACAUAAUAAUGCGUCGAAAGCCCAAGGAGAAUAAUUUUAAAGCUGUUCUCGAGACAAUUCGAGAGCUCAUGAAUACCGAGUGCGUCGUACCGGACUGGCUUCACAACAUAAUUCUGGGUUACGGUGACCCUGGAGCAGCUCGUUACGCAAGAAUGCCCGACGAGAUUCCGACGAUGGACUUCAAUGACACAUUUUUGGACAUAAAUCACCUCCGCUCGAGUUUCCCAGGGUACGAGAUAAGGAUGAAGCAGACUGAGGAGGAGCGAAAGCUCGAGAGGCCCUUCAGGCUGACCUUCGAGGAUGUCGUGGCCAAGCAGGAGAACCGAGAGGAAAAUAGGACAAUCACGGUGGAGCCACACGUGCCCCCCAGCAGGGGACCCUACAAGGCCAAUCAACCCAAGAAGAAUCAAAUUCCCUUCACCCCAACUCAGGUGGAAGCCAUUCGCGCUGGAAUGCAGCCCGGCUUGACUCUCGUUGUUGGACCUCCUGGCACUGGAAAGACUGAUGUUGCUGUGCAGAUAAUCUCCAAUCUGUACCACAACUUUCCCAAUCAACGAACCCUCAUUGUCACUCACUCCAAUCAGGCGCUCAAUCAACUCUUCGAGAAGAUCAUGGCUCUUGACAUCGAUGAACGGCAUUUACUGCGUUUGGGUCAUGGCGAGGAGGCCCUUGAGACGGAAAAGGACUUCAGCAGGUAUGGAAGAGUGAAUUACGUUCUCGCCAAGCGCCUGGACCUCCUGAUGGACGUCCAACGUCUCCAGGAGUCCCUAGAGGUAAAAGGAGACGUUGCUUACACCUGCGAAACAGCUGGCCACUUUUUCAAAGACCAAGUGAUGACACGCUGGGAGAGAUUCGAGGAGAGAAUAAAGAAUAGAUCAUCGGGAAGUGAAGAAAUCCCAGUGAACAUUGUGGACGAGGAGUUUCCAUUUCACAAAUUCUUUGACAAUGCUCCCCAGCCACUAUUCAAGAAGAAUCUCUUCGAGGAAGACCUGGAGAUUGCCAGGAGUUGCUUCAGAUACAUAGAGAGGAUUUUCACUCAGUUGGAGGAGUUCAGGGCAUUUGAGCUCCUCCGAUCGGGUCUGGACAGAUCCAAGUACCUGCUCGUUAAAGAGGCCAAAGUAAUCGCCAUGACCUGCACCCACGCAGCCCUAAAACGUCGCGAACUAGUGGACAUGGGAUUCAAAUACGAUAAUAUUCUCAUGGAGGAGAGUGCCCAGAUAUUGGAGAUUGAAACGUUCAUUCCCCUGCUCCUUCAGAAUCCCCAGGACGGCUACAAUCGCCUGAAGAGGUGGAUAAUGAUUGGUGAUCAUCACCAGUUGCCACCAGUGAUAAAGAACAUGGCUUUUCAGAAGUACUCGAACAUGGAGCAGUCGUUGUUCGCUAGGUUUGUUCGUCUGGGUGUGCCCACUGUUGAUCUCGAUGGCCAGGGGCGUGCGAGACCGAGCAUCUGUGACCUUUACAACUGGAGGUACAAGAAACUGGGAAAUUUGACGCAUGUGGAACGAUCUCCAGAGUAUCUAGUUGCGAAUGCCGGAUUUUUGUACGACUUUCAACUUGUCAAUGUCGAGGACUUCAAUGGGGUUGGGGAGAGUGAGCCCAGCGCUUAUUUCUAUCAGAAUUUGGCUGAGGCUGAGUACUGUGUCGCUGUUUUUAUGUACAUGAGACUGCUGGGGUAUCCUGCUGACAAGAUAAGCAUUCUCACAACUUAUAAUGGACAGAAACAUCUCAUUAGGGAUGUUAUUAACAUAAGGUGUGCUAAUAAUCCACUUAUUGGGAGACCCAGCAAGGUGACGACUGUUGAUAAGUAUCAGGGACAGCAGAAUGACUAUAUUCUGCUGAGUUUGGUGAAGACUAGGGCUGUGGGACACUUGAGGGACGCCAGGCGUCUUGUUGUCGCCAUGUCCAGGGCUAGACUUGGAUUGUACGUAUUUGCCAGGGUCUCGUUGUUCAAGAAUUGUUUUGAACUGACACCUGCCUUUGAUCAGCUCAUGAGGAGGCCCUUGAAACUACAGCUGUUGCCACAUGAGGUUUAUCCUACCAAGAGGCUGAAUGAUGAGGAGCCCAGUGUACCGGCCAUGGAGAUCGAGGAUAUGCCACAUGUGGCGAAAUUUGUUUAUGAUUUUUAUAUGAAUAAAGUCAGUGGGAUGAAGGAGGCUGCCAAGGGCUGGGCCAAACCUGGGAGCACUCAUGAGGCUGUGGGACCUGAACAUCAUGUGCCAGUUCAUCCUGGCGCCGAUGAUGGGGCCUCUGAUGAUGAGGGGGAAAUGGUUGGCGGCGGGGAGGGGGAGGGGGGAGAAGUGCAGAUGCAUGAGCCCAUUCAGAACUUGGUGGAGGAACCUAUGGAGGAGGUUUGAAGUGGUUGUGUACAAUUUUGUGAAUAAAUCGAGGGGUUUUGGAACA